Molecule: messenger RNA, 158 nt
Organism: Funneliformis geosporum
Lineage: Eukaryota; Fungi; Glomeromycota; Glomeromycetes; Glomerales; Glomeraceae
Source: the annotation of a GenBank genome assembly
GUCCUGAAAUGGCUCAUAAUUGGGUGAUGCAUAAUUCUCAAAUGUUUUUGGUAUAUUCAGAAGAUUCAGAAAGCUCAUCAACACUUUGUUCAGAAUUGUCAUCAGAAGAAUUUAUAUUGGGUUUUGGUCAAUUUUUGUACCUAUUUACACAUCUUUGA